This is a messenger RNA of Orcinus orca (killer whale), 3200 nucleotides long. RefSeq names its product nudix hydrolase 5 (gene NUDT5). NCBI's taxonomy places the organism in Eukaryota, Metazoa, Chordata, Mammalia, Artiodactyla, Delphinidae. Gene Ontology annotation, biological process: nucleoside phosphate metabolic process; ribose phosphate metabolic process. Bases 428 to 1228 code for a protein of 266 amino acids. The transcript has 10 exons. The record is from RefSeq and is a predicted model, not a curated record. Gene Ontology annotation, molecular function: ADP-ribose diphosphatase activity. Gene Ontology annotation, cellular component: nucleus.
GGGAGGGAGCACACCUGGAGCACGCCGGCAGCGGAGCGCGUCUUCCCGGCUGCGAACCCAGCUCGCGUCCCGCGAGGCGCGGAAAGGAGGGCAGGUUCAGAGGCAAACCAGGAACCGGGGUGGAAGAGCUGGGCUACUCGGGGUACAGAAAGUAGGAAACAUCAGUGAAAUGUUAGCGUGAGUGCAGUGGUGGAGGCAUCUGCAAAGGGAGGCAUGGCCCCGCUUCUCUGGUGGGGGAGGGUUGUGAGAGAGAGGGAACGAGCCCGUCUGUACGGUCCUGGGGAGUUGGACUUUGGAGGUGAAUAGAGGAGGUAGAUUUGAGAGAACAGAGGAAAGGAGAGGUGUCGCCUUUGAGCGUCAAGUUCAUUUAUUCUAGCCUCUCAAAAGUAGCAGCUUGCAAAAACACAGCCAGAUCGUGUCCGUACCCAUGCCAUGCUGGAUUCACAAGACUCCUGGGGACUAUAAAGUGAAAAUGGAGCAACAAGAACCAGCAGAUUCUCAAAAUACCAAGCAGUCUAUUAUUUCAGAGGAGUUAAUUUCAGAAGGAAAAUGGGUCAAGCUUGAAAGAACAACUUACAGAGAUCCUACUGGUAAAACAAGUGUGUUGGGGAUGGGACCUUCAGUGCUUUUCCCAGCACUGUCUUCUUCAGUCUUUAGGACUCUAACCCUAGGAGGCAGCAGAGAGAACUGGGCCAGAAGAACUUGGGAAACUGUGAAACGGACAACGAGGAAAGGCCAGUCGGCUGAUGGUGUGGCGGUCAUCCCCGUGCUGCAAAGAACCCUUCACUAUGAAUGCAUCAUUCUGGUGAAGCAGUUCCGACCCCCGAUGGGGGGCUACUGCCUAGAAUUCCCUGCCGGUCUCAUCGAUGACAACGAAAGCCCAGAAGCAGCUGCUCUUCGGGAGCUCGAGGAAGAAACUGGCUACAAGGGCGACGUUGCUGAAUGUUCCCCAGCUGUCUGUAUGGAUCCAGGUUUGUCAAACUGUACCACACAUAUUGUAACCGUAACUAUCAAUGGAGACGAUGCUGAAAACGUAAGGCCUAAGCCAAAGCCAGGAGAUGGAGGUACGUGUCCUGCUCGGGGGCUGGCCUUGAGUGCCGUGUGGUGCAGCGGGAGCGGCCAUGGUAUUGUGAGUUGCUCAGUUGGGCUCGCCUGGUGUCCGGCUUUAUUUUCACUUGCACUUUGUUUGUUUAGAAUUUGUGGAAGUGAUUUCCUUACCAAAGAAUGACCUGCUGAAGAGAAUUGAUGCAGACUGUUGGAAGACAUUUUAAACAGCAGUUAAACUCAACGACAUGUUUUAUCAACAAUGCAUAUAACCAAGUGAUAUAAGGACGAUAUAAACAGCUUUGACCAAGUUGACGUACACAUGCAGGCAAUGCCUACCAUCACGACCGCCACCUGGCUGACCGCACGUGUGACUGCAUCAACUCUAAGAAAACAUCCUGAUUUCAGAGACAUCAAAAUGUGAAAAAUGUGCAUCUUAGAAUCAGUGAAAUACAGUUGAUUGAUCCAUAAUUAUUAGACAUCUACGGGGCUAUUACAAUACAUUUUAAUUUUUAACAUCAAAACAACUUAUACAUGUCACUUCAAUAAAGUAAGAAAAUGAGUAUAUCAAUCACCUAAAGAAUUGUUUCAGAAGAAAAGAAGGAACAAACUUUUUUGUUAUCCAUAUGAAAAAUUGUAUUUCUUACCUGAAUGAUGAUAAGGAGACAGAUUCCAGCACCCAUUUCAGCGGGAUCCCCAUACAUGCCCGUCAUGACAUACACAAUGGCUUGCCCAAUGGUAAUGAUCAUACCAAAUACUGACAAAAAUUGGGGGAAAAGGAGUACAUGCUUAUAACCAAAGACAAAAAAGACUAGAAAAACAUCUUUGCCACAAAAUUCUCAAAUUUGGAAAAGGCUCUUGUACUGAUGCUCACGUUUCUGGGCUCCAUUGAAUAGGGCUCUAUCUUUGGGUGUAUCUCCAACUUCAAUGAUUUUGGCUCCAGCUAACAACUGCAUAAUCAAACCAGAUGUUACAAUUGGGGAGAUACCCAAUUCCAUUAACGUUCCUGUAAAGGAAGGGGAAAAAAGUAAAUAAUCUUUACGAUAUCCAAUGCAGAUUAAUUUAGAAGAGUCCCAGUCCUUAAUUAUGUCUAUGAAAUACAUGUUAAAUGUUAACAAGCAAAUUUUCAUUUCCUAAACAUUAACUGCUAAAAAAAAACGCUCUCAUUUAUUAACACAACCUCACAACAAUGCAUUGAAUCAAAAUUACUAUAAAUACUACAAAAACGUAAAUUUCUGUGAAUUCUAAACUUAAAUUGUUAAAGAAAUCCUUUGAAAGAAAUUGUCCAAGAUUUCUGUCCAAAUCACUAUUUUUAAAAUUUACACUAAACAUUUUAACGCAGGAUUUUAAAAGCCCAAAAAUUAAAUAACAAGUUAAUAAAAAGAUGGUAUUUAAGAAUAUCUGUGGGGCUUCCCUGGUGGCGCAGUGGUUGAGAGUCUGCCUGCUGAUGAAGGGGACACGAGUUCGUGCCCCGGUCCGGGAAGAUCCCACAUGCUGCGGAGCAACUGGGCCCGUGAGCCAUGGCCGCUGAGCCUGCGCGUCUGGAGCCUGUGCUCCGCAAUGGGAGAGGCCACAGCAGUGAGAGGCCCGCGUACCAUACACACACACACAAAAAUGAAUAGCUGUGACUCUCCUAAUUCAAAAUAUAAAAUUAUAGAAAGUCAUCAAAAUCAAUGUUGUAGAAUGCUGAGUGGCAUGAAAAAUGUUAAUGACAUAGUGGAUAGGAAAAAUAUUCAAAAAUAGCAUGUACAGUUUGAUUUCAUUUAAAUAUUUAAGUGGAAAAUCAUUUCCUGUUAUUUUAGUCUGGUUAUCAACAUGUUUCUAUUGUUAAUGAACUUAUCUACGAAGCAGACUCACAGACAUAGAGAACAGACUUGUGGUUGCCAAGGGGGAGGGGGUUGGGAGAGGGACGGAUUGGGAGUUUGGGAUUAGCAGAUGCAUACUAUUAUAUAGAGAAUGGAUAAAGAACAAGGUCCUACUGUAUAGCACAGGGAACUAUAUUCAAUAUCCUGUGAUAAACCAUAAUGUAAACGAAUAUGAAAAAGAAUGUAUAUAUGUAUAACUGAAUCACUUUGCUGUACAGCGGAAAUUAUCACAACACUCUAAAUCAACUAUACUUGAAUAAAAUAAAUUUUAAAAAAAUAUGGCAUCUUAAA